AUGUCUUUCACAAAACAUUACCUGAGUUGGUGUCUUUUCUAUUUUCCGCAAACGCAAAAAUUGUACAACGAAAGCGAGAAAUCCACGAAAAUUAGAAAAAAAAAAUCGAAAUCGGAAACAAUGGCAACUUGUUUGGUCAAUCGUUUAAAGAUAUCUACCUUAGUUCAACUUGGAGAAGAUAAGACAAUGCUUGAUUUAGAAUCCAAGCCAGUUUUGUCCUCGUUGAAGGAAGAAAAUAAAAAUUUAAUCGCAAGUGUUGAUGAUUACGUUCUUGAUUACAAUCUUUUUGUCCUAAAUUCUGUAAGAGAAGUCUUGGAGAGCAACGAUAACCAAUUGGUUUCAUUUAUUCAAGCAUUAAUUGCUUCGCUACCGGAUGAGUAUAGUAACUUAAUCUACAAUCCAAUCGACGACAAUGGGAAAAUAAACUUAUCCACUACAUCGAAGUUACAAGAAAGAUUAUUAAACCUACUAAUUCAAGAAAGGCAUAGGCGUGACAUAAUUGCAUUGAAUAAACAAUUUGAAGAAAAAAUUAAAUAUUUGGAACUUGAGAACCCAUUCAAGUACGAAAUAAAGUCGCCUUAUUACAAGGCAUUUCUUGGAGCAAAGGAUGAGCAAGCUGAUCAAUUCCACAAGUUAGCUUUGCUACAAUCUUUAGAAUACGAUUUUGAACACAAUCUAGAUGAGGAAUCAGAUUACAAAACUGAUGAUGAUUUGUUAGAGCAUUUUCUUGACGAUGCAAUUGUAAAUUUCAAGCUAGACGGCAAUGUGAAGGAGGAAGAUGUGAUGAAUAGUGAGAUUGUCAAAAUUAUGCUACCGCUUGCUGCCCAGGUCAUUAUGGGAGACGACGAAGAAGUUGAAGACGAAAGCGAGCUAAAAGAAUCUAGUUAA
Molecule: messenger RNA, 888 nt
Organism: Pichia kudriavzevii
Lineage: Eukaryota; Fungi; Ascomycota; Pichiomycetes; Pichiales; Pichiaceae
Exons: 1
Coding region: 1-888 (295 amino acids)
Source: RefSeq, a predicted model, not a curated record